Molecule: messenger RNA, 733 nt
Organism: Anopheles maculipalpis
Lineage: Eukaryota; Metazoa; Arthropoda; Insecta; Diptera; Culicidae
Product: protein-lysine N-methyltransferase CG9154
Exons: 3
Coding region: 1-729 (242 amino acids)
Biological process (GO): methylation
Molecular function (GO): nucleic acid binding; protein-lysine N-methyltransferase activity
Source: RefSeq, a predicted model, not a curated record
AUGUUUACCAAUAGAUUUGCUUGCGUUAUGGAUCUUCUUGAAACGAAAUCAGCAGCUGCUCUCUCAAGUGAAGAUAUAAGCGAUGAUGAGGCUUGCGUUUUACCAGCAGAUACGAUGCUUAUCCUGCAGCAAUUUUUGCAAGAGAAGGAAUCGAAAGAACGGUCUGAAAAGGCUGGAGCUGAGCCGGCAGGAUGUUUUGAGGAAAACUGGCAAUUAAGUCAAUUUUGGUACAACGAAAAAACGAAACAGAAGAUUGCACUUAUUGUGAGAAACCUGCAAGAUGAAUCGACUUCAGACACAUUUCAAGUAGCGUUGCUUUCGGCGCCUUCGGCGUUCAAGCACGUGGUCAAUGAAAAUCAACAAGCUAUGCUGUUUGAGUUUGAUGAAAGAUUCGCCUCGUAUGGGGAUAAUUUUCAACAAUAUGACUACAACAGAGCUUAUGACGCGGGGUAUAUGGACGCGUUUGCCGAUAAAUUCGACCUCAUCAUUGCUGAUCCACCAUUCUUGUCCGAAGAAUGCAUCGAGAAGAUAGGGGCGAUCGUGAAAAAAAUCUCCAAACAAAACGCAAAAAUAGUUCUUUGCUCGGGUGCUGUAGUACAAGAAUGGGCCAAGGAACAUCUUGGGGUUCGUUUGUGCCAGUUCCGACCAGAACAUGAACGAAAUUUAGGCAAUGAAUUUCAUUCGUAUGCGAAUUUCGAUUUAGACUCCAUUCUUAAUAAAGGAGUUUGAGAGG